AGGCAGAAAGCGGAGAAGUUGGUCGCUGCCUCGAGCUGGUUUUUCCGGACGGGAGACUUGGUUCGCGGACGGUGCGUGUCGCCAUACUCUAACUACCGGUAUCCAAUGCCGCAGCAAACAGCCGGCCAUACGGGAGUGCAGCAAGGCUGCACCAGGAAACAAUCACGUGCAGCACAAUCAUUCGCGGCUGACACAACCCGAAGACACGAAAUCCCGAGUCCUUUCAUCGUUGUCUCCUGCCGGGGCCCGGUCCGAGACUCUACAUACUCGACGGAUUCACUCGCAUUCGGAGGGACUGGGAUGCGGCGGUGGGGGGGCUGUGCAAGACAGCUUUCAUGGAACCCUUUUUCCAUCUUCUGCACGACUCCUCGCAGGACUUUCCAUAUUUCCUGCCUCUGCUUUACUCCCACGACAAUACACUCCAUAUCCCUAAAACCUCUUUCUUUCCCGGGACUGGCAGGCCCGCAACUUAACCACGUGGCAGUGGCUUGUGUGGGCUUCGUGCAGUCGGUACAUAACCCUCGCAACCUUCCGCACGGCUCACCAUCCCACGACGAUAUCGAUCGAUAUUGCACCUGUCUCAAAGCCCCCCCACCACACUCUUUCUCCCAAGCCAACAAGGCGCUGGUCUGAGCUUCUUUCUUCGGAAAGCAUCCCAACCGUGCGAGGGGAAUCGUUGACGCCCGCGGUACGAUCGGCCGUCCAGGACCGCAGUUAGUUUGGGCUAGCGAUCGCGCCAACUGGAUCGUUUGAAGACGAACAAAAAAAAAGAAAGAAAAAAAGAGGAAGGCUUCGUGAAGAAG
Messenger RNA from Tricharina praecox, 803 nucleotides. RefSeq lists its product as uncharacterized. The record is from RefSeq and is a predicted model, not a curated record. Bases 106 to 633 code for a protein of 175 amino acids. The transcript is spliced from 3 exons. NCBI's taxonomy places the organism in Eukaryota, Fungi, Ascomycota, Pezizomycetes, Pezizales, Pyronemataceae.